AUGCAUGGUAAAGACACAUAUACAGAAAAAUGCACCAAGUGCCCGAAUGUUCAAUAUCCAAAUGAGAACCGAGUCCAAUGUAUCCCCAAAAGAAUAACCUUCCUGUCCUAUGAGGAGCAUCUGGGCAUCAUCCUCAUCUCCAUUGCCCUACUCUUGUCCCUCACCACAGGCCUUGUUUUCAUCAUAUUCCUCCAAUACCUAGAAACUCCCAUCAUCAAAGCCAACAACCGGGAGCUCUCCUUCAUCCUCCUGAUCUCCCUCCUGCUUUGCUUUUUGUCCUCCUUUCUCUUCAUUGGCCGACCAAGAAAAGCCACCUGUCUUCUCCGACAGACAAUGUUCAGCAUUGUCUUCUCAAUAGCUGUGUCUUCUGUGUUGGCCAAAACUAUCAUGGUGGUGCUGGCCUUCCUGACCUCAAAACCAGGGAAGAUAAUGAGAAGAUGGUUGGGGAAGAGUUUGGCCAACUCCAUCGUCCUUUCUUGUUCAGUUAUCCAAAUUCUCAUCUGUGCCAUGUGGUUGGGAGUUUCUCCCCCAUUUCCUGACUCUGAUCUGCACUCCCAGCCUGGAGAGAUCAUCCUUCAAUGCAACGAAGGCUCUGUCACCAUGUUUUAUGUUGUUCUUGGCUACAUGGGCUUCCUUGCUGCAAUUUGCUUCACUGUGGCUUUCCUGGCCAGGAACCUUCCUGGAGCUUUCAAUGAAGCCAAGCUGAUC
Messenger RNA from Crotalus tigris (Tiger rattlesnake), 708 nucleotides. RefSeq names its product vomeronasal type-2 receptor 26-like. The transcript has 2 exons. The record is from RefSeq and is a predicted model, not a curated record. Gene Ontology annotation, cellular component: membrane. The annotation marks the transcript as partial. Gene Ontology annotation, molecular function: G protein-coupled receptor activity. NCBI's taxonomy places the organism in Eukaryota, Metazoa, Chordata, Lepidosauria, Squamata, Viperidae. Gene Ontology annotation, biological process: G protein-coupled receptor signaling pathway.